Molecule: messenger RNA, 961 nt
Organism: Dalotia coriaria
Lineage: Eukaryota; Metazoa; Arthropoda; Insecta; Coleoptera; Staphylinidae
Exons: 3
Coding region: 302-811 (169 amino acids)
Source: RefSeq, a predicted model, not a curated record
UAGUUUGCGCAGAAGUUCAAGUAAUGAAGUAAGUGCACUACACUUUGUCGGAAUUAUAUAUUUCGAAUGCAAGGCUGAUGCCUACCACGAAAGCCUCCUCUCUCGAGAGUGGUGGCCGAAUCUAACUUUCACCGGCGUCGGCAUGCCGAUAACAUAAUACUACUGGAAAGACACACCGCGUUGGUCUUUCGUUAGCGUUCAUUUUCUCUCGGCAAGUUAAGUCAGCUGGUGCAUUGGUAACAGUCAGCCAGUACCAAAUAUCUACCAAAUAAACACAAUUUUAGUCAAGUUUUGCUUAAAAAUGAAGUUGCGGCAACUUCUCAGUGCUGGUUUUGUGUUGAGUGUGUUGAUAGUCCUCCAGGAAGCUCCUUCAACAGCGGCGCAACAAGCUUUUGAGUUACCAGUGGAAUUGGUUGGGUUUCCCAUUAUUAUCUUGGCCGUACGCCUAUCGAAUUUCGUCAAAAAGUUUGCGUACGCGUUGAAUCCAAGAACUUAUAAACGUUCACGGCGUGCGAUAGCUUCGGAUGUGGAUCUGAUCGAUAUGAACGAAGCAGAAAAGCGUCUUGUUGCAGAAUUAGGCGAAAACGUGUGUAUUUACACGAAAGUUUGUUUGCAUUAUGCUGCCAAGGCGCGCAAAUCCCAGGGUAGACCCAAUCAUCAAAUAGAUUGGAACAGCAUAUUCAGUCACUACAAAACUUCACCGGAUAAGAACAAGGAGUUUUAUCUGCUCAGCGUGUUCUUGGGGGACAUCGUCGCAUCGCCAAGGUUCUGCAAUCAAUUAGCGAAAAGAGGGCGGCAAUGCAUUGAUUGAUUGCUAAAAAUGUUUGCGUCAUAGUGUAAUCAGUGUAAAAUUGAUGGGAGCGUAUUUAUUUGACCUGCUUUGGAUGCAAGGUCUCUUGUCACUUGUUUUGCGCGAGCAUAGGUUUUAAAAUCGUUGAAAUAAAAAUGUUGAAAGUACAAA